This is a messenger RNA of Thamnophis sirtalis, 4069 nucleotides long. The record is from RefSeq and is a predicted model, not a curated record. Lineage: Eukaryota; Metazoa; Chordata; Lepidosauria; Squamata; Natricidae.
CCUCUUUUUUGAGGUUGAUCUUAUACGCCAAAAAAAAUGGUAGAUAGAAUUUUCUCUUUAAUUAGAACAAUCAAUUUGCCAUCUCUUCCAUUUCCAUUGCCUCCACCAUCUGUUCUUCCAUUGUGGGAAUUAAUGAGUCCUUCCAUUUAUGUGUAUAUAAGUUAUCACCAUUGUCAACAUGUAUAAAACAAAGUUCCAAAUUUUCUUUCAAGCUCUGUGAAUUGGUUUUUUUAAAAACUUUGUUGUACUCUGCCCAGAGUCACUUGUUUUGUGAGAUAAGCGCUUAUAUAUAAUUGAACAAUAAAUAAAAAUGUUUACAUUCUUAUGAAGCUUCAUCACAAACUGAAAUUGCCUAAGUAAAUUAUUAUGGAAAAAAGCAUAAGAGAAGCAAGCUUACAAAUUAAUGUUUUCCUUUUCAGAAGUGGAGACAGAUAUAUGUGGAAAUAUGUGAAAAAGUUACAGUGGCUGCAAAACCACAGUUCAGUGACACGGAGAGUAGAAAACAUUUUUCAGGAAAUGAUGUAGCAUAAAUAGCAUUCAGGCAGAGCUGAAGGUUCAUAUACUGUGGCCUCAUAUUUAAUCAUAAACUUGAAUUAAGAAAAUGCUUUUUUGAUGUUGUCAUAUUGCAAUAUGCCCAAACAAACUGUAUUGCGGUUUAAUAUUCAUCCAACAUGCUAAAGCAAUGACUGAAUUUCCACAGUAUGAUGAAACACAGAGCUCCAUUUUAGUCUAGAUUAGCAUAUUAUAAGACACCCCCUCCCCCAACUGUGGAAUAGAUGAUGGAAGCAAUGGAAGCAAUCUUUCUUCAUUCAAUUUAAAAAUAGUACAUUUGACUUUUAUGGAACUCUUGCCUGUUUUGCAAAUGGAAGCAAACACACUUGAGGUAAAACAGAGAAUUGUUUUCAUGCUUUUCAAUCAACUGAUUUGAUCAUGUUGAAGAGGUUUUGAAUUUAAAAGUCUAGGCUUCUUUGGCUGACUUUCUCCCUCUGAUAAAACAUAGAAGCCAGAUAUCUUGGCCACAGGCCUUCAGCCCUAACUCUCUGAGACAUCAUUCCCUUCCCAAACAAUGAUGCCCCAGAAGCUCUGAAUUUGGUGCCUUUCAUAUUCAUCAAUUAGAUCUUUCAUGUUUUUUUAAUUGUUUUCCUCCUCAGCUAGACUGUAAAACAGACUUGGCUUCUUGAGUAAACAAAAGCUGAGUUUUUUUCUUGAAAGUCCUCUAGAGAAAAUUGGUAAAGAAUCUGAAGAAGAGAGGAAUCACUGAAUCCUGGUCUCCAUUUAUACUUAACUGUAACAUAAAGUCAUCUUUCUUCUUUGUCUCUAUGAUAUUGCCAUAUUUCACGAGAAGAAUGCCUUCUAUUAUCAUUAUCUGUACUGGUUUAGAAAAAGCAUUUACCAAAACUAGUAAAAUCUGUGAUUUUUCAUUUUCCAUUAUCUUAGAAGCCAACUCAAAUGACCAAUAGUGGAUGUGACCAGCAAGGAGUCAAGAGAACAAAGAUCAAUGGCUGCUUCUCUCCCAUCUUUCAGACUGAAACCCCAAAGGAUGCAAUGAGUGAUGAUGUUAUCCACAGGAUUCCUGUUGCGCCUAGACUUGCAAAAGAGUUACUGCAACCACAGGUGAUGCCAUGGAAGUCUCCUCCCCACGCCAAUUUCCUGACACCUUUCUUAGCAACUGAUCUAUUCCUGCACUGCUAAGAAGAGUGGAGGUUUUACUACCAAAGACAGUAGAUGCACAGUAUCUGCCCUCCCCACCGCCCUUGCUCGUUCUCCUACAUGGCUACACUCAAGAGCAUUCUCUAAGUAGAUGGCUCUCGGAGAAGUCAAGCUAUAGAUAGAACAGCUGCUUCUGGUGAUUUCCAAGAAGUCCUUUCCGAAGCCCAGAAGAUUGUGGAUUCUUUAUCAGACGCUCAGAUGGGCUCCCAACCAAAUGAACAUCUUAUAUUCAUAUUAUCUCGGCUCCUGUCAGCUUUCAUCAUUCUGGCCAAUGUUUUCAUUAUAUUUGGGAUCCUGUUUAAUCGCAAGCUCCAUGGAACCAUCAACUGGUUCUUCCUGAGUCUGCUCAUUGCUGACCUCUUGGCUGCGGGAGCUCUUCCCCAUGUCUUUCAGAAGGAUCAUGUGAGCUAUUCGUGCUUAGCACGUUAUGUUGUGCCCAAUUUCCUUUUUCUCUCUUUUUUAGCCAAUCUGCUGGUGAUGCAUUAUGCUAAAUAUACAUGCAUCAUCCAACCACUGCACUACCGCCAGUCCUGGGUUUAUCGCUGGUCUGGUCUUUACAUAUGCUUAGCAUGGGUGUCUCCCUUGACUUUUGCUUCCAUGCCAUUGGCUUGGUACCAAGGGAAUUCCAGUCAGAAGUGCUCUGCUGAACAAGUCUUAACGUUGCCUUACCUCUUUGUAGAAACCUAUGUGUUCAUCAUCCCAAUCAUCUUUGCAAUAGCUGUAAUGGGUAUCCGAAUACUCUGUAUAGCCAGAAAGCAGCUUAAAAACAUUAAAAAACUGCUUAAUUCAGUGAAUCAAAGUCAGACCCCAUCGGAAUUGGAACAACAACUGGAACUGAGGCAUGCAAAGAGUAUCGCCAGUGUCUCUCUCAUCUUCCUGGUCUGCUGGGUGCCAUAUAUUGUUUGUUUGAAUAUCUCACUACAUUUAGAAAUAAAAGGUAAUAGCACUCUUGCUAUUGUUAUCUGCAUAGGAACUGCCAGUGCUGCUGUAAUACCCAUCAUCCUCAGUCUUGGCAAUCAUCAAUACAUCGAAUUUUGGAGUGACAUGGCCAUGAAAGCCUAUAGAACCUGCUGCCAAAGACAGGGGUGCAAACAAAAACAAAAUAAUCAGCCCCGCGGCAAUAAUACAGAAAUUCCUACAAUUGCAGACUGAUGCUUUGCAGUGGGAAGUCAUCGAAUCCCUCAUCCAGCCAUUUAGCAGCACAAAUGCUUCAAUCUUCUCCCUUCCGCUUGGAAUGAAAUGGGAAUGUGUGCUUCCAUUCAUGGUUUCCCAUAACUUAGAUCAGAAUUCUGCUGUUUGUUGGGGAUCUAAUGCCAUUCAAAAGUUCAGCUAAAUAUAGUAAGGACAUUUCUUUUUCUUUUCCUUGCUGGCAGUCCUGGGAACACAAAGAAGGUUGGAAUGCCUUGAAACACAUUAACUUUGAUUUGCUAUCAAAAAAUGGAGAAGUUGAAAAACAAUGAACAGUUGGGAAUAGAUUCUCGUACACAGCUCUAUUCCUGAAUUCCCCUCCUCCUGAAUCCCUGCCUUCUAGACCUGCUGCUUACAUUAACCCCCCUUUCUCCUGACAUGGAAAAAAGUCCCUGGUUUUCCAUUAUAAUAAUGUCAGAAUAGAAGAUAACACCUGAAUUUCAGCAGCCUUAGCUAUAAUCCUUGUUCCUUAAAUUCCUUGCAGUGCAAUUGAAGGAUAUUGGGAAGCCAUUGGGACAUUUGUAUAUCAAGUAGGCUGGAUUUACAAUGAACCAUAGGUUCAUAUGAAUAUGUGAAAUGGGAUCACAAGCAGAGUAACCAAAACCAAAUACUGACCGCAUUCUAAAAUCAAAUCCGUACAAUGUAAGUUAAUCUCUGUUGAAAAGAUCUAGAUUCAUUCAUUAUGAAGGCAUGCAAGUACAUAAAUAAAUCAUUUCCCAUUAUCUUGGCCUUGGCUGCCUCUCACAACAACCCCAUGAGAUAGACAAGGCCCAAUUAUUCACAUGUUUACAGAUAAGGAAAACUACACUGAGGCACACUCCCAUUUUCCUGGUAUUCUCAACAUCAUCAAUAACAACACAUGCCCCCCUCUGUAGUAGAGGUCUGUAGUUGAUACCUGAGACUUUAAGGGCCGAAACAGAUGAGGAAGGAGCUAAUCCUAUUUCAGCAAAUCUGAAUUCUUGGAUCAACCCUGAGCAGAAAACUCCCAACUCAAGGCUGGGAAGAGAAUGGACAAAUGUUCACUGAUUGAAAAUACUAAGAUAAAAAGCUUAAGAAUUUAUACCUUAUAAAGCUAAUACUGUAUGCUAGGCUUCUUUGUUGUGUCCUGCCAUAAUUAACUCUUCAUUAUAAAUACCAGUUUUUGUUGGCAAUAAAAGAAUUUUUAAAACUG